CAAGUCAUAAUAUCAAAAUUGUUUCCUUGUUGGCUUUGUGGUUUCUGCUGUUUCAGUUAUCACUAUUUUCAUCUACUGUUUUGUGCUCUGGACGCAGGGGAAGAAGAGGAGUAACAAAAGACAGCAAACUCAACAGAUGGAAGAAAUGCCACACGGGGAGCUUUUACAUGAAGAAAGCAAAGAGUCUUCUAUCUUGGGGAAACUGGUUUCAAGACUGAAUUAUACAGAAAUUAGUGAAGCAACGAAAAAUUUUAAUGAAGAAAAUGUCAUUGGAAUUGGAAGGAUGGGGACAACCUACAAGGCAGUGUUGCCCAACGGAUGGCUCCUUGCAAUUAAGAGAUUACAUGAUACUUGCCUAUUUGAUGAGCAUUUCAUAACAGAACUGAAGACAUUGGGUAGAUUAAAGCAUGAGAACCUCUUGCCCCUCCUGGGAUUCUGCAUACAGUCAAAGGUGAGGCUUUUGGUUUACAAAUACAUGUCAAAAGGAAGUCUUUAUGAUUGGCUACAUCCUGAGGAAGGCGAGGCAAGAAUCAUGGAGUGGCCCUCAAGGGUCAAAAUUGCAACUGGGGCAGCAACGGGCUUGGUUUGGCUCCAGCACGACUUUCUCGAGGAGGAUGUCUAUUGCUUUGGAAUUUUGCUUCUUGACCUGAUAACCGGAGAGAAUCCUAAAAGCAUGACAACAUCCCCAAACACUUGCAAUGAAACACUCAACAAAUGGGUUGCACAUCUCUCUGCAAGCUCCAACUUCUCUAGCAUUGUCCAUAAAUCUCUGAUGGGGCAAGGAUUUGAUCAAGAAAUCUUUCAGCUUCUUAGAGUUGCAUUGGAGUGUGUUCAGCCAUAUCCAGAUCAAAGGCCAACAAUGCUUCAAUUGUACAAAACACUAGGUGCUAUUGGUAAGAGACAUGGCCUCUCAACUGGCUCUGAGGUAUUGGCAGACACUGGAGAAACUUCUGCGCACAGAAUAGAUGAAUGCAAUGAGGAUGAAAUCAGAGAGCUUUAAAAUAUCUGUUGUUGCAUGUUCGAUGUGACAAUAGAGAAGAUGAAUGCAAUGAUGAUGUAAUUGUGCAUUGUUGAGAUUUAACAAAACAGAUCAUCUAUGGUACCAUGAAUCUAUAAUUGAUAAGGCAUUAUUACAAGUAUUCAAGGCAUUUUCUUUGCUGUGUAAAAGUAACAGAUGUAAUCAAGUCUCUAAGAAUCUGUUUUCUUAUUGGCAAGGCUCCUAGUUCAUGUUUUUAGAACAAAAAUAUAAUAAAAUUUCUUGAAUUCU
Messenger RNA from Rubroshorea leprosula, 1267 nucleotides. The record is from the annotation of a GenBank genome assembly. Lineage: Eukaryota; Viridiplantae; Streptophyta; Magnoliopsida; Malvales; Dipterocarpaceae.